Molecule: messenger RNA, 438 nt
Organism: Dictyostelium purpureum
Lineage: Eukaryota; Evosea; Eumycetozoa; Dictyosteliales; Dictyosteliaceae
Exons: 3
Coding region: 1-438 (145 amino acids)
Source: RefSeq, a predicted model, not a curated record
AUGAAUAGAUAUAUGAUUUGUUUAGAUGGCUCCAAUGCCUCAGAAAGAGGUUUUCAUUAUUUAGAAGCAUUAGCAAUGACAAUGAAAGAAAAAGUUGAAGUUUAUUUAUUAAAUGUGGUAGAUACCAAACUUAUAAAUAAAUUAGAGGUUGAUACAAAUCCUGAAGGUACAAGACACUCAUUAAGUAAAAGGGCAUUAGAUGAAUAUAGUAAAAGUUUAACAGUAAAUAAUAUAAGAAACCAUGAACUAUUAAUCGAUACAAAAACAAGUGUAAAAGAUACAAUCCUAGAUGAAAUUGAAAAGAAUAAAAUAGAUAUGGUUAUAGUUGGACAUGCACCUCAAAGUAAAUUUAAAAGAAUUGUAGAUGGUUCUUCAAUUAGUUCAGUAUGCGACCAUUUAUUAAAGAAAGCAAACUGCCCAAUCUUAAUUUUUAAAUAA